This is a messenger RNA of Rubroshorea leprosula, 775 nucleotides long. Lineage: Eukaryota; Viridiplantae; Streptophyta; Magnoliopsida; Malvales; Dipterocarpaceae. The record is from the annotation of a GenBank genome assembly.
AUUCCUUUACUUCUUUCUUUACCACCAGCGAGAGAAAUUCUCUUUUUUCUCCACUUCAUGUCUCCACUUGUUCACAAUUUCAUCCCAUUGGUUCAAGGCAAGGCAAAGGUUAUUAAAACAUUUGAGCUUGUAUUAGGGUUUUGAAAUCUCAAAAUCAAAACCCUAAUCCAAACUUAGGAAAAGGCAGAUCUAGGUUUUAAAGUGUUGAUAUUUGAACCUUCAUAUAUUUACAUUCAAGACUCUUCAAAUAAGUGGGUUACCAAAUUGGUUCCAGGCACUUCCUUUUCUACCUUCUCUUUUCUCGGCAAAGGUAACCAUGAAUUUGCAACUUUAACUCUCUCUAUUGAAUCAACCUUUUUUCUGUAAGACUAAGACUACUACUAGUUUUUAGUUUGUGUUGAAUCUUUGAUCAUCAAUGCAUCAGUAACAAUUGUGUUAUUUACAAUCUCCUGACGAUGGCUGAGAAUCUAUGGUUGCUAAUGACGAAAAGGGACCAAAAAUUGAAUUAACAUUACGAGUUCCUGAAUCACUGGUAACUACUUGGGUACUUGUUGAAGUAUUGUGAAACCUCUCUGUAUGACCUAUUGCUAGACUAGUCUGAGUUAGUGAUGAAAUUAGAGUGUUUGGUGAAUCAAGAAGAGAACCGUGUCCCCCACCCUCAUGAUUCUGCUAAUAACUCUGUCGAUACAGAAAGCUUACUGCUAUCUGAAGGAUAGAUUGAUGAAAGAGGAGGAAGCAAUUUAUAACCUCAAUGCAAUAAAAUACCGUAAGGCAG